UGGAGCCAUGUGGGAGAUCACCCGCUCGCUCACCCUUACGCUGCUUCCUCCUACCGCUACGAUCUCCUCAUAUUUCUGUCGCCCCAACCUUCAUUUCCCCCCGAAUUACACAAAACCUUCCACCACUUUUCGCUGUCUUCCUUCAGCAGUUAAGGUUGCCAAUUUUGUCCCCACAAGUUGCGUAGCUCUCCGUCCGAAAUGCUCACCCGUAAGAGCCAGUGGCCAACCCCAACAGGUUUUGGUCCCGUGUUUUUGAGGAAAGGAGGAAAGGAGCAAUCUUAGAGAUAUAAGAUAUAACUAUUUAUCAUACAGGACCAAUAAAAAAUGAUAGAAAGGCUAUGCAAAAAUUUCACAUGACUCCUACUCUUAGCUUAAGCUGUGGAUGGGUGGGAGUGGAAGCAGAGGGACGAAUGGAUUGAGUUUGGUGCAACCCAUUUUGAGGUUUGCUGGGAACAAUCUUUUACCCUUGGCUCUGGUCUCUGCGGUGGGAUUAGGAUUAGCAUAUCCUAGUCUUGGUUGUGCUGCUGAUAAAUACAAUUUGUCAAAACUUGGGCCAUUUGGAAUUUUUAUUAUCUCAGGGUUGAUGUUGCGCAGUGAGGAAAUCAGUGCAGCUGUAGAAGCAUUCCCUGUUGGGCUGUUUGGGAUAGUAUCUAUUUUAUUUCUCACACCAUACUUUUCCCGGAUAAUAUUGCAAAUUCAGCUCCAACCCCAAGAAUUUAUUACAGGAUUGGCCAUGUUUAAUUGUAUGCCAACCACAUUAUCAAGUGGUGUUGCACUUACCCAGCUUGCUGGGGGAAAUUCUGCACUGGCUCUUGCAAUGACAGUAAUAUCUAAUAUGUUAGGGAUUUUCAUUGUUCCGUUGUCCCUCAAAAAAUUUGUAGCUGAUGGAGUUGGAAUGACCUUACCGACUCAACAGUUAUUUAAAAGUCUUGUGCUGACUAUAUUAAUCCCCCUUCUUUUGGGAAAGGUUCUACGUGAAUCUUUUAAAGAUGUGGCUGACUUCGUUGACAGAAACCGUAAGCUUUUCUCAGGAAUCAGUGCUCUUUUUCUUAGUCUAGUACCUUGGACUCAAGUUAGCAAGUCAAAGUCACUAUUAUUAACGGUGAAGCCUACAGUAUUUCUUGUGGCUAUUGGAUUGGGAACACUUCUUCAUCUGACCUUGCUGAUAUUCAAUAUUGUAGCUGUCUCGGCCCUUUCAGCUAUCUCUGGGGGUAGAAAAUCGACAUUUUCGCGCAAGGAAAAUGCCAGUGCACUCAUACUUGUUGCAAGCCAGAAAACAUUGCCUGUAAUGGUGGCAGUGAUACAGCCACUUGGUAAUGCAUUUGGAGAACCUGGGUUACUUGUUCUUCCUUGUGUUGCAGCACAUCUAAACCAGGUCGUCCUUUUUUCUUUCUCGUGUUCUGAAAAUAACGAUUCAAUUUUUCCCCAAAGUUGAAAACAUUUUAGGGAGAAUGCUAAUGCAUUUUUAGAGAAAGUAAGGAGUGCAGAGUUCCUGAACCCUAACGCCUAAACCCUGUAUCUUAAACUCUGAAUCUGAACCAUUUAUAUCAAAUAUAAUAAAGAGUGAAAAUUUGUUUAAUUGAUAAGGAGUGCAGCACUCCUUAGUUAGUGAGAAGCUACAUUUUAGUUAUCCUCAACAUUUCUAAAGGGUUUUGAUUUGACUCUUCCGUUAAAAGUUGUUAAUAAUCAAAGGUUGGUGGAAAAAAAAAAACGAACAAAAGACUAACUGGAUGAGAUUGGAACUUAGAACAAAUAUCUGAUGCCAUUAAGUAUGCUAUUCCUGGUUUUUUAUUAAUUCUUUUUUCUUCUUUUGGUUGUUUCUAAUUAUUCGUUCCAUCUCAUGCUAUACCCCCAAACUGCUUGCAGAUUAUACUGGACUCUUUUCUUGUUAACUUCUUGCGUCCCAAAAGACCGUUACAAUGAUACGAAGGUGGCCUAAACAAAUGAACUGGUAGCCAUCAUUAUGCAUUGGCAUAUUGUGAAGCACGUCAAGCUGCAUCUACAGAAAGCUUAAUUUAAAGGAAGUUUGAAUGCUUGCCCUUCCACUUUUCGCAGUUUUAGGAGUGACGAUGUUUAUGCUUGUUUCCAAAGGAUUUUCGUUAGUUAUACUCUGCUGUCUCAGUCUGAAAAUAAAUGUCGACUAUUCAAGUUUUAUGUACCAAAUCUCUAAUUUAUGUACCCAAUAAUUGUGUACUUAUAUCCAAUAUUGUGUCUCUAAUAAGCAUAGAAGGAGAUUUGUAAAAAAGAAUGGUUUUGAGGAUCA
Arachis stenosperma is the source of this 2263-nucleotide messenger RNA. RefSeq names its product probable sodium/metabolite cotransporter BASS4, chloroplastic. NCBI's taxonomy places the organism in Eukaryota, Viridiplantae, Streptophyta, Magnoliopsida, Fabales, Fabaceae. The record is from RefSeq and is a predicted model, not a curated record. The transcript has 15 exons. Gene Ontology annotation, cellular component: chloroplast envelope. The coding region runs from base 383 to 1435 and encodes 350 amino acids.